Molecule: messenger RNA, 2380 nt
Organism: Cyprinus carpio (common carp)
Lineage: Eukaryota; Metazoa; Chordata; Actinopteri; Cypriniformes; Cyprinidae
Source: RefSeq, a predicted model, not a curated record
AGAUAGACCGUCCUUCAAGCCAGUCACAAGCCGUCCUUCAGGAUGGGACACGUGAUGUCAGUCCUUGUAAAGCACAGAGCCCUUUCCUCAGAACUAAAUCAAAUCUGUCCACAGACAAGCUUUUGAAUUCUGCAUGUCCCAUGAGUGUGUCCAGCCAGGCCAGUUUUGAGACGGAUGCGCUGGUUGUUCUGCAUCGUCUGUCAGGUGAGAGACAGACCCGUAGCACUGACACAGCCUGUGGACAUAAUCAGAAGUCCAGCUUUUCAGAAGAGGAAUCAAACCUGUUGAAACCAGUGUCUAACAGUAGCGUAAACAAGCCUGAUCCUGGGGUCUCCUCUUUUGGCACUUCCUCUGAUUUUGAUUUGAUAGAAAAAGGCACAAGAACAGUUGGCAGCGAAGAAUCCUUUUCACGUAUGGCCACCAGGAAAGCCCUAGAAAGAAAUAUCUGUCAGGGUCGACUGGACCCACCUCCACUGAACUGUCCACUUUUGUGACCGGAUCAAAGCCUCUGGAUCUGGAGAUGAAGGAAUCGCCGUCUGAAAACAGUAUGGAGUGGACACACCACUCGGCUCAAGUAUCAGACCCUCCAAAGACCAUUUCUGUCAGAGAAGGCGAGGCCAAAGAGAUGCAGAGAAGCUCCUCAGACAAAGAAAGACUUGCAGGCGAGGGGGAAAUCUGAUUCCGCAGAAUGCUAAAGGGGGGAGACCUACGAGGAAUAAAAAAGUAAAAAACAAUGACAUUGCAUUGGAAAUAAACCAGAGGGAAGAAACAUUUGCUCAGGUUAGGAAAAAGAGGAAAGGGGUUUCUAUAAUGCAAACACUCCAAGACUCAAACGUGCCAAAUGAUGACAAGAUGAUAAAUUCUGUUGAGGCCUCAGGUAAAAUGGGACGGGGCAAGAUAAGUAGAAGUCAGUUGAGAAAAAAUUUCAAAUGUAGGACUUUACUGACCUCUAGCAAUGAAGAUGAUGUCACUGAUACUACAUCCUCUCAAAAUGGUACACAGAAUGUCCUGAUUGACAAGACCAUGAAUGGUUCAUCAGAAGAGUUUCAGUAUCCUAAGCAGUCACAGGAGUCCGAGAAGACCAUUGAAACUCGAAAAACAAGACGCCAUCUUAAAAUUACAGGCGAUGCUUUGCAGAAGAGAAACAUUCGUCCACUCAAGCACAAGUUUGAGGAAUUCAGCGUGACUUCAGUGGUUGAUCCAGCUGGACCAAGUAAGCCUUCAAAAAGAACACUACUGCGCAGCGAACAAUCUGUUAUUUUGGCUGAGGGGCAGGAGACAUGUCUUUCUGGACUGAAAGCAAGAGAAGAAAUAAAGGAACUUGAGUCACCUGGUUCGACAGCCCCAGUGUAUUCAGAAAGAAAACUAAGCAGACCCACAAAGAAUUUAAUCCGAUCAAGAAGAAAAGAUGGUUCGGUUGCGAAAAGGAGAGGUACUAUUGGAGGUAACAGUGAAGCGGAGAGCCAAGAUAAGGAGACGGAAGCCGUUCCAGUAGUAUCGUUGUCAGGUAGCGGUCCCAGCCGCCUCCUGCGCAGCUACUCCUGCCCUGAAAUCCCAUCCCUAGUAUUCAGUGACUGCCAUUUCUCCCGGUCCCACAUGCAUGACGUCAGCACUACCUCACCCAGCAGAAAGAAGCUCACCCACACCACUUCCCAUCCACCUUCACUCUCCGUCCAAGCGCACUCGCCGGCACACUGUCUGCAGUGUGGAGAUUGAGCGCGAAAUUGCCCCUUUGUGCCUCCGUAAGGAGGUGUAUCCUGCUAGUCGAGGUGGCCCUCUGUGCCCCCUUUUCUCCUUAUUCUCCCUCCACCUCCCUCACAGCCCUUGCCUCGUGUUUUUUGUCCAGUCCUUUAGCGUUCUUGUCUAAAGGUUCUAGCCAAGGCCGUAGUCAUGCUAGCGACACCAGCACUGGCAGUGUUUCAGAUGCCUCCAGUUUUGUCGCCUCUUCAUCAUCAUCACUGUCCUCACUUUAGUCCCCCCUUUUCUUCCACCCUCACGUCCUGUCAUGCUUUAACCGGCCCUUCCUCUGUCACUCCCAGCCCUGCGAGACACCUUCCACCUCUGUGUCAUCACUCUGCAGUGCGUUUUCACAAAGCUCUUUGGAAGGAGACAGUCGGUUGCUUCAGAUGGAGUGUGAGGGGUCGAUAGAUGAAGAGAGAUCCAACUUUGACCUUAAACUCUCUGCAGCCAUCUCAGAGGAGAAAGCAUUAUCAGACUCUGAAAUCAAGACGGAGAUUAAGGAUGGUCAGCGUGGGAAGGUGUCCUCUAUUCGCAUCCGUAAAAAGAUUCCAAAGCCUCAGAAUAAUCUGACCCCUAUGGGCCUUCCUAAGGUCAUCAGAGUAAAGAAGAAGGAUUUCAGCUUGGAGGAAAUCUACACAAA